Molecule: messenger RNA, 1758 nt
Organism: Colletotrichum orchidophilum
Lineage: Eukaryota; Fungi; Ascomycota; Sordariomycetes; Glomerellales; Glomerellaceae
Exons: 2
Coding region: 1-1758 (585 amino acids)
Source: RefSeq, a predicted model, not a curated record
AUGGGCUGCCAAAGGAAAGUCUCCCCAUCCACCCAAACGUCAAAUACCCUCUCUUUCCGCCACUCCAUGCCGCAUCCCACAUGUUCCGAGCGCGAAGCUACCAACAGUGGGAUGAAUUACAUACAUCUAACCACGACGCUUGUUGAAUCCUUCAACGCUCUCGCCGAUGAAGUCCAGAUCCUGACCGACAGGAAGACGAUCCUGGAGCACAAGCUCAGAUUCGCCCACGAGCAGUACCAGUAUCUUGCCGACAAACAUGCCCCUGCUGCCCCCGAAAUCUCCGAAGUAUUGGCAAAGUUACAGCUGCCACCCGAACUCGCGAAUCCAUCGCUAGAAGACGCCAACCCUGUACCGCUACCGAAGCGCAAUAAGCUGGAUACCCGAAAUCAGAUUGCUGUCAUCAUACGAGACGGCCGGCGCGUUGCCCAGCAGCUCACUUCAAUCGGCGAAACGAGCAAGACGAGCGACUCUAGCAGAGAGACUUCUUCUCGUGAAGCACAGACAGGAACCUCCAUGUCUACCGUGCUUGAGCAAGACUUCACGAUCGAGGGGAAGAAGGGGCCUUUAGAAUGUCCCUUUUCUUCCCAGAAGGGCGAGGGCGAUGGUGAAGUGCAGAGCGUCGACAAGGGCGAGGGCGAUGGUGAAGUGCAGAGCGUCGACAAGGGCUCACAGGACCCUUCACCUCACCACUCCUCAGAUCCCAUAUGUGCCGCCAUGUUUGAGGAAUCGACAUCUCAACCGACCCCCGGCGCUGUCGACUCCCCCGCCAAAUGUCCGAUUCGCUACCUAGACCAGCACUCCCCGGAAGAGAUUGCACACUACGUCGAGACGCAUAAGCACGAACUGCCUCGCAGUCACGAGGUCUGCGUGAGAAGAUACCAGAAGAACGAGGUGCAAAUCAAGAAGCUGGACGCAAAAUACGGCAACUUGGUGAACAUGAUUCAGGGGCUUAGCGCGCUUCAUCAGCCCAUGCUGCCCGAGUCGCAACAGGAGCAGGAAGAGAUCGAACGAGCCUCGAAUGAGAGGGUUCACAACUGGGCGAAGGCGGUCACAGACACGACAGCAGAAGAUGCCGAGCAGUCUCAACCCGAGCCUGAGGAUGCAGAUGAGGUUCGGCAGAACCAUUUCGACCGAACGCUUAAGGAGGUUCGAGUGGGCGAAUCCCCGAGCCGUCCGUGGGGCAUAUCAGUCCCAAUCUAUGAGUCUCAGGGUCUGGGUGAUGAAGAACGUCCUCUUUCACCCCCUCCAGCCCCCGUUUUCAUGCCAUCUGGUUCGGAAGGCGAGGAAACGCCAGCACAAAAGACUGGCAAGUGUCCCUUUGAUCACACGAAAAUGGCAGCGAUGGCAGCCGCUCGGGAGGGGGCUCAACCUGCCUCUCCUACACCAGCGCCCAAGCUUGUGUCAAACGAAACAAGCGAGGACGCAUCACCACAAAAGACUGCAGGAAAAUGUCCCUUCGAUCAUGCUCAACUUGCUGCCAUGGGCUUCGCAUCGCCGACGCCGGAUACUGGUGAUCAAACAUUUGUCCACCCCGAACCGGAUCCUCAACCGAUUGAGCUGCCGUCUACACCUGUGAAGCCGCAGCCGUCUCACAGUGUGCCUCCUCAGCAACCGACCUUCAUAAACCCCCCGCUCGACGCGAAUAAGCAGUUCGCUCCGAACGGCUUCCCUCAGAUGGUUUUCACAGGCCCAGUUUUCAUCGGUUACCCCAUCGAGCAGGCGAUCCAGUUCAUGCAACACUUCCAAGGAAGGCAAUAG